Molecule: messenger RNA, 1257 nt
Organism: Neurospora hispaniola
Lineage: Eukaryota; Fungi; Ascomycota; Sordariomycetes; Sordariales; Sordariaceae
Product: mitochondrial inner membrane protease atp-23
Exons: 2
Coding region: 249-1127 (292 amino acids)
Biological process (GO): mitochondrial proton-transporting ATP synthase complex assembly; mitochondrial protein processing
Molecular function (GO): metalloendopeptidase activity
Source: RefSeq, a predicted model, not a curated record
AGGUACCUCCGUCUAUUCACUGCGCGUCCGGGUAGUGACGACAUGCCAGGUGCAGCUGGGCUGUUUUCCGUGGUGUCUCCACUGUAAAUUUUAGGUCCCAGACCUCCCCGUCAAGGUGCCCAUCUCAUCUCAAACACGAUCCGAUUCGAUUGCAGAUCAACGAUUGGAACCCCCACCUUCGACGAUAACCUCCUGCUCAACCUCGAAGCAAACACAACGUCCGAACCGACAACCACACCAUACUCACCAUGUCACCAGCACCCACCACUAGCGCCGGCCCGGCGUCCUCGGGCAUUCCUCCCUCCUCCCUCCCCACAUCCAUCGUCACCGAGAACGAUACGAAACCCUCCUCCUCCUCGGAAGCCAACGAUCUCCUUCCUCGCUACCUCACGAACGACCCCUCCCGCACCGGCUACGACCCCUCCAUCCAAUGGUGGAUGAACUACUUCAAGAUUCUCACCGGCCAAAUCACGCCCGAGGGCGUCGAGCACUACCGUGAAGACCGGUACAAGGCCAACGAGGCGCGCGACUGCGCGCGGUGCGAGGCCGACCGUGACUGGCUGUUUCAGAACUCGCCGGUGAUCCGGUUCCUGCGUGAGAAGGUGGCCAACCUAAACGGCGUCUUGGAUGAGACCAAUGUCGUGUGUCGCCGGUGUCCUAGCAGGAUUGUGGUGAUUCCCGGAAACAAGGACAAGGGAGAGGAGGAUAGGAUAGAGGUUGCCAGACAGGGUGGUGGGUUUAGUCCUGAUCAUGGCAUCUUGUUAUGCGCCAAUGAGAUGCGCAAUCGAGGGCACUUGGAGGAUACGCUGGCGCAUGAGAUGGUGCAUGCUUGGGAUCAUCUGAGGUGGAAGGUGGAUUGGUUCGGGGAGAAGAGUUUGAGGCACGCUGCUUGUACUGAGAUCCGAGCAUCAAUGCUUAGUGGCGAGUGCAGAUGGACACGCGAGUCUAUUGUCCGAGGCAAUUGGACGCUUACCCAACAAUUUCAGAACUGCGUUCGUAUGCGGGCCAUCCAGUCGGUUAUGGCACGGCCGACGUGCAAGGACGAUGUACAUGCAACAAAGGUGGUCAACGAGGUGUGGGACUCGUGCUUUGCGGACAAGAGGCCAUUUGAGGAGAUUUAUAGGUGAUCUUGAGCCUGUAACGCGGAUGGAGAGGGCGUUUUAUACCAUGUACUCCUGCUGUUUUUGUGAUGAACGUUUCUUGACAUGUACAAUCAAUGAUACCACUUCUACUUGAGAUUCCAGCUCUAAUCUCGUG